Kogia breviceps (pygmy sperm whale) is the source of this 2887-nucleotide messenger RNA. The record is from RefSeq and is a predicted model, not a curated record. Lineage: Eukaryota; Metazoa; Chordata; Mammalia; Artiodactyla; Physeteridae.
AUGCAUGCUGGUUCUUUUCCUGCAGUUGAGGAUGAAGAGACGCCUUCUGAACAGAGUGUGUCUGCAGGAGUGUCACAGAUGAGGACCCCCAGGGCAGGUUCAUCUCCUGAGAAGGCCCAGCCGUGUAAGAUGUGCAUCCCAGUUUUGAGAGACAUUUUGCACUUGGCUGAAGAGCAAGGAAAAAAUAGGGAGCAGAAAUCAUACACAUGUGGGGCAUGUGAGAAACAGUUCUAUUUCACUGCAAACCGUCAAGAGCACCAGAAGCAGCACAUUAGAGAGAAAGCCUUCAGCUGUGAUAUGGGGAGACCCGCAUUUUUCAAAAGCUGCACAAUCCAUGGAACAGGGAAUUUCUCUACCUACAUGGAGAUUGGGAACAACUCUGUGGCCAACAUGGAACUUCAGCCACAGGCCACUAAUACCAGGAAGAAACUGAACAACAGUAAGGAGUGUGAAGCUGUUUUUCACAGUGGACAAGGUCAUCACAGCUGGGGAGAAGGCAAGAAAGCCUCCAGCCACACAGAGAUACUAAUUCAGGAUGAGAGGUUCCUCACUACUGAAGGGUUUUGUGAGUUCAGAGAAUGUGGGAAAGCCUUCACCCAAAGAACUAACCUAUUCAGCAUGAGCAAGUUCACACUGGAGAAAGACCUUAUGAAUGCAGCCAUUAGAGUUAACCGUGGAGGAAUGCUCUAUGAUUGCAGUGAAUGUGGGAAAUCCUUUAGCCUAAGGAAGUACCUCAGAGCACAUAGGAAAACCCACAGUGGAGAAAAGCCUUAUGAAUACAAGGAAUGUGCUAAAUCUUUCAUCCAAAAGUGGAACUUAAUUGAACAUCAGAGAGUUCACACUGGAGAAAAACCUUAUCAAUGCACCCAAUGUGGAAAAUUUUUUGCCCGCAAAUCCAAUUUCCUUGCACAUCAGAGAGUUCACACUGGAGAAAGGCCUUAUGAGUGCAGUGAAUGUGGGAAAUCUUUCACUACUUGGUCGAUCCUUUGUAAUCAUCAGAGAAUUCACAGUGGAGAAAGACCUUUUGAGUGCAGUGAAUGUGGGAAAUUCUUUAGCCGAAAUGAACGACUCAGUGCCCAUAAUAAUGUUCACACUGGAGAAAAGCCUUAUGAGUGCAAUAAAUGUGGAAAAUUGUUUACGAGUAGGUCGAACCUUUGUAAUCAUUGGAGAGUUCACAGUGGAGUGAGGCCUUUCGAGUGCAGUGAAUGUGGGAAAUUCUUUAACCAAAAGGCACACCUCAAUUGUCAUACUAGAGUUCAUACUAGAGAAAGGCCUUAUGAGUGCAGUGAAUGUGGGAAAUCUUUUGUUGCUAGGAGUGGCCUCUGGUAUCAUCAGAGAGUUCACAGUGGAGAAAGGCCUUAUGACUGCAGUGAAUGUGGGAAAUCUUUUACUGCUAGGUCGAGCCUUCAUGAUCAUCAGAGAAUUCACACUGGAGAAAAGCCUUAUAAGUGCAGUGAAUUUGGGAAAAGUUUUUCUGGUAGCUCUAGCCUUCUUCGUCAUCAGAGAGUUCACAGUGGAGAAAGGCCUUAUGAGUGCAGUGAAUGUGGGCAGUCUUUUACUAGUUGAUCCUCUCUCUGUGAUCAUCACAGAGUUCACACUGGAGAAAGACCUUAUGGGUGCACUGAAUGUGGGAAAGCCUUUAAGCAAAGACAGCUCCUCUGCAUCCAUAGGAAAACCCACAGUGGAGAAAAGCCUUUUGAGUGCAAGGAAUGUGGUAAAUCUUUCAUCCAAAGGUGCCAUUUGAUUAAACGUCAGAGAGUUCACACUGAAGAAAGGGCCUUAUGAAUAUCGCAAACAUGGCUGGCAGUGACAUUGAAGGAGUUCCAGGUGGUAAGAGAGUGAGAAGAACCCGUGCAGCUAAUGGAACCUUUCUAGAGAGGAAACUGAGACACAGAGAUGAUGUGUCAUCUGUUUGUGAUCUCCCAGAAAUGGACAGGGAUCUGGGCUUCAAUGCCAGGUUGCCUGGUUCAGGAUAUCGGGAGUCUGGUCACUUCACUCCUCCCCUGCCCCCCACCCCCAGGUUUGGGGACUGAAAGAACACCUUGUCCAUACUGACAUUACUGUGCCCUGACCCCCACACCAGGAGACCUGCUCAUAUCCCAGCCCCAUGCUGAUGGACAGGAUUAUCUUUUCUCUGGGAACCAAUAUUGAUGACUUUCCUGUGACUGACUCCAUUUAUCUACCCAACCAAUCCAGUGCUGUGAUUCAGUUAUUAUUAUUGCCAUUUGUGAAAGAAGGGGUGUCCAGCUCAGAGAUGUUGAGGGACUUCCACAAGGACUCACUAAUGCCAGGCCUUUGAUGAGAGUGGUUCCUCUACACACUGCACCCGUCCACUAUCCUCUCUCCUGCCUCUCCAAGCAGGGCCUCCACUUGCUGUGACCUGACCAUGAACUACCCACAUCUGACAUCUGCAUCACUACCAGGGUCUCCAGCUUCAUUUUCACAAGUGCACAUCUCCCGGAAACACCCUCUUGCUUCGGAAGUUCUCCACAGGGACAGCAGCACUAAGCCAGGCACUCUGGACUGGGUCAUUGGUGUCACCCCAGAUUUGACACGGGCUCUACGGCCAUAUGCACUGAUUCAUUUCCAAGGUCCUGUCCUUCUUUACAUACCCACCUCAGGAUGUCCCUGUUGCCCUGUUAGUUAUGUGGUUGACCCGCUCACUGUUCUGGGCAGUGUGAGGGACACGGAAGGACUAAGAAUGUCCAGUGUGGCCCUACGUGGCCUGGUCUCCAAGCAUCCUCUUCCUAAGCCCUUGAUCCAUUGCCUCACUGUUCCUCCCAUCCCUCCAGAAGAAGUGUUAACUCACCAAAAUGAUGAUUGUUAAUUAGCAAGAACUUGCCCUCCCCUCCUUGGGACCCACACUUGAUCAACCUAUCUUAAAAGC